AAUCUCGUAACAUUUCAAGCAGGAACAACGGAUACAUUGUCAUUGAAUUUGACAUUGUGGCGCUAAUGAUCCAGAUUUGGGCCGUACGUAUAGGUACCCCACUGUUCCACAAUUUUUUGGCAGGAAGAAUCCUUGCAAAUUCGUCUAAAGAAACCAUGUCUGACAGUGAAGGUCAGCUCUCCAAAUGCAGCAUCUGCAGAAGAGCGAAAAGGUGCGAGCUGUCCUGAGGCUGUGGCCACCAAGGCCUGAUUUGUUGGGGGACUGUUUGAAUCCUGUGCAACCGCUGCAAGCAUCCAGGAGAGCUUUCAAUCAAGCAAAGAGAAGCAAUUGUCUGGCCUGACAACAGGAAAGAUGUCAGAUCCGACGUACAAUAUGAUCAGCGAUUUUGUGGGCAAAUUAAAGAAUCAGUUGAAUAAAGAGAAAGAGGAGCAAGAGGCAAGAGAAAAGGACUUUCACAGGCAUUUUCAAGAACGGGAAUUUGAAAUGGAAGAGCGAGAGUCUGCAUGGAAGAGGGAGCUGGAGCGACGAGAGCGAGCAUGCGAAGAUGCGGAGAGGAAGCUAAGGGAGGAGCGACUUGCUCUAGACAAGCAAAAACGGGUGUUCGAAGGAAAAGCUGAGGAGGGGGACGGGGUACUAGAAAUUACCCUGGGAAAAGAAAACUAUCGAUGUUUGCGCUUUGCAAAGAAACGGAGUGAUUAUUAGGAGCUGGCAAGGCUUUCUCAUACUGAAUUUUCCUUUACCGCAAGACUGCCAAUGCAAAGACUGUUCGAUUAGAAAGGAGGUGCUAAGGUUUCUGAAGCGACAGAAAACAUGCGCAAGCGCUGCAAAUUCGGAAGGUAAGAAGCAUUGCAUCCAUCACGUGAUGUAGGGCUCAAAAGCUAGUCUCUCAUUGCAAACAGCGCAACUAGCGGACGGUCAGCUUCUGGGUAGUUGUAAAUAGAGGUUGGUUUAGCUGCUAAUGAUGAGGUUUCGGUUUUACGCUUAGGAUGAUCGAGGGAUUGGAUGGGGUUGGCAAGCGGGACCGCAUUGAUGGGGCCAACCAUGUCUUUCACAUGGUUUUUCAGUCACUGGGAUUGCUUCAAUCUCGGGGUGAUGCAUUCCACUUUCUAUCUCAUCAAAUCCCUCCAAUGGACU
This is a messenger RNA of Klebsormidium nitens, 1134 nucleotides long. The record is from the annotation of a GenBank genome assembly. NCBI's taxonomy places the organism in Eukaryota, Viridiplantae, Streptophyta, Klebsormidiophyceae, Klebsormidiales, Klebsormidiaceae.